Messenger RNA from Cyanistes caeruleus (blue tit), 379 nucleotides. The record is from RefSeq and is a predicted model, not a curated record. NCBI's taxonomy places the organism in Eukaryota, Metazoa, Chordata, Aves, Passeriformes, Paridae.
AUGGAGCUGCGCGUCCUGGAGAACAACAAGCGCUCUCGCCGUAACCUGGGCCUGGACUGCGACGAGCACUCCACGGAGUCGCGCUGCUGCCGCUACCCGCUCACCGUGGACUUCGAGGCCUUCGGCUGGGACUGGAUCAUCGCCCCCAAACGCUACAAAGCCAAUUACUGCUCGGGCCAGUGCGAGUACAUGUUCAUGCAGAAAUACCCUCACACGCACCUGGUGCAGCAGGCCAACCCCCGCGGCUCGGCCGGGCCCUGCUGCACCCCGACAAAGAUGUCCCCCAUCAACAUGCUCUACUUCAACGACAAGCAGCAGAUCAUCUACGGCAAGAUCCCCGGCAUGGUGGUGGAUCGCUGCGGUUGUUCUUAGAGAUGGA